AUGAGUUUUCUUAAUUGGGGCUUUCGAGCCACUCUCAAGCUCCACACAUCAAAGCCAGAGGAGUCCAUAAAAAUCAACAACUCCAAAACCCUCUACGACUUUGUCCACAACAAUGUGCCCACGAUAAAUCCGAACAAGAAGCUUUGGUUGAAUCCUCUCUUGUUCAAUGGCACGCUCCAGACGCUAUACUACGCCUUGCAUAAGAGCGAAGACAAGUUUCAAGUGUACUAUGGCCGUGAAUUGUUCAAGUACAAAGAUGGCGGCCAGGCUUCCUUAGACUGGGUGAUCCCCAAGCCAGAGUCAAGGGAACACUUUAGAUUUCUCUACGAGGAGACAAUCCCCGAGGAUUCUCCAAAGCUUCAUCCUAGAACGAGGUUCUUCACGGAAGAAGAACUUGAGGAGAGGCAGAACCCCAAAGACAGAGACUCGAGGGAGCCUAUUUGUGUGGUUCUUCAUGGCCUUGCUGGAGGGUCUCACGAACCGUUGAUUCGUAACUUGGGCGAGGACUUGAAGCGCCACACAAGCCCCAACUGGGACGUUGUUGUGAUCAAUUCCCGUGGAUGUUGCAGAACGAAGAUCACCACCGACAGACUUUUCAGUGCAUUUUCGACGGAUGAUGUCAAAGACGUUCUUGUGGAGUUGCGCAGACGGUACCCACACAGACCGAUUUAUGGAGUUGGGUUUUCUUUUGGUGCUUGUAUUUUGGCCAAUUUGUUGGGCAGUGGCGACGCAGAAGUGCAAGAUCUCAUCAAGGCUGCUGUGUUCAUUGGGUGCCCAUGGGACCUUUCAGACAGCGCCUACCACGUAGACAGUUCGCUCACGGGUCGCAAAGUGCUCAAUCCAGGCUUGACCAAUUUUUUGAACAAGCUUAUCAAAUCCAACAAGCAAGAGCUCCAGAGCUACAACCCUGAGUUUUUCACCGACGAGCGCAUCGAGCAGGCGAAACGGGCAUUGAAGACAUUUGAGUGGGACAACACCUUCACGUGUAAGACAGUGGGGUUCUCCAACGCCUUUGAGUACUACAGAGAAGGGUCGCCUUUGCGUAGAAUCCACAAGAUCAAGACCCCCGUGCUUGCCAUCAAUUCUACGGACGACCCAGCGGUUUCAGUGCGUUUACCCAUUCACGACGUCGAGAGCAACCCUCACUUGGCAUUGGUGGAGUCGGACUUGGGCGGCCAUCUUGGGUUUGUCAAAUACUCUGGAGAAUUUUGGUGUGUGGAGGCUGCCGACGAGUUCAUCAACAAGUUUGAAGAGGCCACCAGGGGAAACUAG
This is a messenger RNA of Candidozyma auris, 1272 nucleotides long. RefSeq names its product medium-chain fatty acid ethyl ester synthase/esterase (gene EHT1). Bases 1 to 1272 code for a protein of 423 amino acids. Gene Ontology annotation, molecular function: monoacylglycerol lipase activity; acetylesterase activity. The record is from RefSeq and is a predicted model, not a curated record. NCBI's taxonomy places the organism in Eukaryota, Fungi, Ascomycota, Pichiomycetes, Serinales, Metschnikowiaceae. The transcript has a single exon. Gene Ontology annotation, biological process: medium-chain fatty acid biosynthetic process; medium-chain fatty acid catabolic process.